CUCUCUCUCAGAUAUCAUUGGAUCAUAGUCUCUCUCUGCAAGAAUGAAAAUUUAGUGGAGCCUUCAAGAAGAAGCCGAAGCCCCCAGAAGCAGAAGCAGAUACCAGUUUGUUGUGAAGAAAGCUCUCUGCUUUUGGGGUUGGGGUUUCUACAUCUUGGAGGAAAAUGUUGAUGCAAGGAGACUUUGAUCUAAAUUCGCUACAAGCGAAUACCGGUUCUGUGAAAGAUGUCUUGAGGAACACAAUGGUGAAGCAGGAGCGGGUAUUUAAAGACCAGGUUCGUGAACUCCACCAUCUGUAUAGGACACAGAGGUCACUUAUGCAGAAUCUCAACUGUAAAGAGUAUCAUAGAUACAAUGUCAGCAACGCGAGUGCUAAGUCAAAUCUGUCCGAUUGGACAAAUUCUACUAGAGAUGAACAAAGGGACUUGCUUGAUGGACACAAGAAUGUAUGCGAUAAGUUUCAGCCGAGGACUGCUGGUCUUAGACAUCCCUUGGAUCCGUGCAACAAACAAAUUGAUCCAGUGGAGCUGAAGCUUUCUCUGAGAACUCGAGAGGACGGCAAGAGGGAGGGGACGACCAAGAGAAAUUUGUUUGAUGUAGGAUCUCAUUCCUCCUCACCAAUUGUCAUUGAUUUAGAAGAUGAUGAAAGUGACAGGAAUCCCUUAGAUCACGGAUUAAAUAGAUGUUCUGGAGGUAUCUCAAUUAACAAGUUAUCCACCAGGAGCCAGAAAUUCAGUUUAUAUGAAGCAGGGCUUUUUGACCUUAAUAAGACCCAGCCUGAUGAUUCUUCCUGUCUCUCAAAUGAUCCUAUGCCAGUCCAUCCUUCAACAGCGAGCUCAACCCUUGCUUUCAGUGGGUUAGCUGACAAGAUAAAAUAUGGCACUGUUUGUUUCUCUACUGAGAAAAAGGAUUGUGGUGAAAAUCUUUCUUCCCCGAAAUCCACUAGGGGAAAUGAGAAGGCAGAAUAUAUGAGCAGGAAGUUGAGAGUUAACGCAUUCACAAAAUGUGAAAUGAACCGUGUAGCGUUGGAGACAGCUAAAUCAGACCUUUGUGAAGCAGUUGGCUGCAGCAGGAAUGGCCCUAAAAAUGGAACUGAUGGGUUCGUCAUGAAACUUCUAAGCAGUGGAACUCAUUCAUGUGCAACUUCUAAUGAAGAAAAUUUGGAGAACACCAAUAUAGAAGACCCUGCAUUUCCAUAUUCUGGUCAUAUGAGAAAAACGAAUCAAGAUGGAUAUGGGAAUUUAUCUUCUUCUGCAAGUAAGCAGAGCUGCAUUGGUGAUAAUGAUUUAGGUAGUGCGAACAGUAUACUAUCUGGGGUUGAAUUAGGAAACUUGAACCCUUUUGCUCUUGAUCAGUUUUCAGCAACACAUGUAGGGUCUCAAGUUUCAGAAACAUCUAUGGGUGAGCAGGACCAAAGAUCUUCUGACAGUAGUGAAUCUAACCACAAAUUCGUCAACAGGGAAGAAGAAUCAGCUGCAAUGGAUGGUUUGACCAGAGAGGCAGCUGAAGCACUUUUCAAAAUGUCAUUGGAGAGCUCCGUUUGUUAUGAAGACUGUGCUGGCAAAGUAGGAGAAUUGAAUAAGAUCGAAAAGGAGAGUGAGACACAACAGUAUUCUUGUGAUUUUUUUGAGUUGAUGACACUAACACUUACUGAAAGCAGUGUGGAUGAUUAUUCUGUGUCUUCAAAUCCUUCUGAAGUAAGUCUCUCAGAAGCGAAGGAUGUCGGUUUAAAGUUGAGAAGGGGAAGGAGAUUGAAAGAUUUUCAGAAGGAUAUACUUCCUGGUCUGGCAUCUCUUUCCAGGCAUGAAAUUCGCGAAGAUAUAAACAUUAUGGAGGGAGUUUUAAGGUCGAGAGAGUACAAGAGAUUACAAGCCAAAAUGGCUGAUGGUCACGCUCACGGCUGGUGUACUCCUGUCAGAAACAAACGUUCGCGACUAAACCAUGUUACACGGAGGAAAAAAUUGUCAAGCGAAGAUUCUUGAAGUGCCCGAGAUUUGAACAAGUAUCGUCUCUUUGAUGAUUUACUGCAUGACUUUUAGCUAGUAUGAUUUAGUAAUACAUGUUCUGAUCUUAGUUUUAGUGCUGGUGAUCGGAUAAACAUUUCUCACAAGACAUGCAAUAUGCAAGCAUGUCCUUUGUUUCAGAUCUCUCCACUUUAAAAGACAAAAGAAAUCAAAAGAGAUGGGUUCACAAA
This is a messenger RNA of Argentina anserina (silverweed cinquefoil), 2194 nucleotides long. RefSeq lists its product as uncharacterized. NCBI's taxonomy places the organism in Eukaryota, Viridiplantae, Streptophyta, Magnoliopsida, Rosales, Rosaceae. The record is from RefSeq and is a predicted model, not a curated record. The coding region runs from base 165 to 1982 and encodes 605 amino acids. The transcript has 6 exons.